GUUACAAAUGUGUAAAAUGUCAUUCACAUGUACAAAAUGACAGACACAGAUGUGUGUCCUUUGCACUUUACUUCAGUUUCGCUAUACAACCUCAAGUCGGCGCUUACAACCUCUCAGAUCUGGCAGUACAAAUUCAAUUCCUGGCGCUUUGACUUUUGCUACUCUUUUUGCGAUACUCCUGUUGCAAAACUGACUUGUGCACUUGUAAACGCAGACGCGAGAGAACAGGUGGUUGGGGGUGGGUGGGUGAUUGAAUCCGUUUUAUUGGUCGAUGCCUGACCAAUGAACAACGCCAGCCAGUGCGACUUGGCAUGCGGAAAAAAAACAUUUAUGCAUGUGUAUGCUUCAUUGUUAAAACACUUGGACAAUAUUUUCAUUAAAUAUCUUAACGGGAUUUUAUAUUGCAUUUUAUAUAUAUAUAGCAAAUUCGUUUAUUGGUUGGAGUCAGCCAAUGAAAUGGGACGUUUUUAUGUAUGCGAUGACGUCACCUCAUAGAGCAGAUCGCGACGUUUGGCGGUCAAUGUAGCAGUCUGUCAUCACGAUGGAGGCAUCAAGCAAUCCCAGGGAGCAAAAUUCAGAAAUAGAAAGUGCUGUAAGGAAUCUGCUUAGCUGCAUCCGAAGGCAUAGCAGCCCUCAAGCACAUGGAAAUCCCAACAGUUCUCCCACCGUGGCACCUCAGCCUGGUACUAGUGCUUCCUUUGGGGUUGGCCAGGCUGUUAGUAGGCCAAACACAGUUCAGCAAGAAAUGCAAAGAGCUUUUCCAGCACUUUACCAUGGAAGCCGUAAACGAAUGAAAAAAAUGGCACCUGAACCUGCAAAACUUGCAUCUAUAAAGUUCUUAGAAUUCCAGUUCUGCUUGCUGUCCAAAAACUCCCAAAAGACUCCCAAAGAUGAAACAGUUCUCUUACAAGCAGGUCUAGGCAGAAGAACUGUAAAUAUUCCAGACAAUGCUGAUCAUACUGAGAUAACCAAAGUACUUAUUCAGGAGUACCCAAAGUUGCAAAACUUAAGGGGUGGUUGGCUGCUCCAAAAAGCCUCAGGGGGCAGUGGACAAAGGAAAACAACAUCUCUGGCCCAGGAUUCCCAGGGCUACACAGCAAAAAUACUGAAGGCGUCCUCUAACAAUGGGAAGAAUGUCAUCUACAUCGUCCCCCUCCAAGAAGAAAUCGAUAUAACCCCGUUGCCAUAUAAUGCACCUGAAUUUCAUAACAUGCCCAAAAACAUCUGCAUGACAUGUGGUAUAUCAGUCCCAUUACAGUUGCUGCCAUGUCACCUUGAGGAUUGUCAAAGUAAUAAUGCGAUAGAAUCUGAAUCUGACAAGGAAAAAGAAAAUGAAGAGGCCCAUGGACUGAGCCAUGAGUCAGAUGUAAUUUGUCUAGAUGCCUGUCCGAUAUGUGGAGAAGAAUUUUCUGCAGAAGUGAUGCCUUACCAUGCCAGUACAUGUGGAGAAAGUUUCCCUGAGAUUUUCCCCUCGAUUAUGGAUGGAAAUUCUGUUGAUGAAACUGCCUCAUUACCAUCCCAAACCAGUACCAGACUACAAAGCACUAUUUUCCAACUUGAUCCUGAUCAUUUAACACCUGGGCCAUCAGUUUCAGCUGAAAGUGCACCUUCAAUGUGUGAUGAUUGGAAGAGGAUUGAGCUUCCAGAAAGGGCAGCUAUACAGUACAGGCAGUGUACACUUCGACAAAAAGAAGACGAGCCCCCACUGAAAGUAAGAAUUGAUAUUAGAGAAGACAUGGAGGACCAGGAGGGGAGAAUAAUAAAUUUUUACAAGGUCCCCAAAAUUGAUUGGACUAGACCUCUUCAAUGCCGAUUGGAAGGGGAUGUUGCCACUGGGGAUGGUGUUCAGCGUCAUUUUCAGCAUGGUGAUGCACAAGCUGCAGAAUGGAUUCCUCUUUAAUGUUGGAAAUGGAAACGGAACUGCAUUAUUUGAAGGGCAAGCUGACCACCUUAUUCCAUCUACUUCCCAAGUCCUUUUGCAGAGUGACUUGUUUGUGAUGGCAGGCAGGAUUAUUGGUCAUUCUUUCCUCCAUGGUGGGCCUUCAU
This is a messenger RNA of Cyprinus carpio (common carp), 2046 nucleotides long. RefSeq lists its product as uncharacterized. The transcript has 11 exons. NCBI's taxonomy places the organism in Eukaryota, Metazoa, Chordata, Actinopteri, Cypriniformes, Cyprinidae. The coding region runs from base 542 to 1900 and encodes 452 amino acids. The record is from RefSeq and is a predicted model, not a curated record.